CAGCUUCCCCCGCCCCGGGCACCGCGAGAAGCUGCACCGAGGACACUUGCUCGCUCCCUCCCCUGGGGAGGGCAGGCUCCAACUCGGCUGCACUUCAGUGUUAUUGUGUUUUUUUUUGUAGUUGUUGUUGCUGCCCAGUUUUUUUUUAAGUGUCCCCGAUCCAGCCAGCUGCAAACAUUACAUCACUGACGAGAGACCCGGAUCCACACUCCCAACUUUGGGCAAUGGCUCUGCUCAAGUUUCAAUAAGAAAUGCCCGAGCUUCCCCCUCUCUUCCCGCUGUGACCGCAGGGAGCAGACCGCUGCCCGGGGCUGAGCUGACGGGUUUUGAAAAGUUAACCAGUGCACACAUUGAAUCCAGGAGAUGCCGCCGCCUCCUCCCCCACCUGGUCCUCCUCCUCCUCCAGCAUUUUCACAGGCAAAUACAGAGAAACCUUCACUAAGCAAAACUGAGCAAGUUGGAAGAAAUGCUCUUCUGUCAGAUAUAUGCAAGCCCAAAAAGUUGAAGAAGACAGUUACCAAUGAUAGAAGUGCACCAGUUGUUAGUGUUCCUAAAGGUCCUGGAGGAGGAGGAGGUGGCGGUGGUGGUGGUGGUGGAGGAGGUGGUGGUGGUGGAGGAGGAGGAGGAGGAGGAGUUGGUGGUGGACCAGCAGGUUUAGGUGGAUUAUUUGCAGGUGGAAUGCCAAAGCUGAGGUCUGCAGGAAGCCGAGAGAGUUCAGAUUCUGGUGGCAGUAGGCCUCCAAUUAUGCCUCCGGGUGGAAGAUCAUCUGGUCCCAGACCAUUUGCACCAAGCAACACUCCUCCAAAGAUACCUGGGUCAUCUGGUUUUCCAAGGAAUAAUAACCCUGAGCUAGCAAGAAAUAAAUUGCCGCAACCAAAGUUUUCAAGGCCAGAAAUAAGUUCAAAACCUGAUGCAGUACCGCCACCUUUACCAAAUGCACCAAGACCAUCAGCAUCAAGUAUGCAGAACAGGGGUCCUCCACCUGCAUUAGAAAAUCGACCACCCAUCAGGGGACCUUCACUACCAAAUCGCAAUCAAGGGUCUUCUCGCCCAUUCUCUCCAGCUGUUCCACAGAACAGUGCAAAUAGAUCUUUACUACCUCCCACACCUAACAGGGUUGUUGAGGACAAGCCUUCACCACCAAUGCCUCCAGUUCCCAGUACUAACAGACCUCCACUGCCUCCAACUCCAGUUAGGAUGACAGAUGAUAGGCCACUGCCGCCACCUAUGACAAAUAGGCCUUCACUUAAUAGGGAUGGUCCUCCACUCCCACCACCACAACAUCAGAAACCACCUGUCCCUCAAACACCUAGGCCAACUCCCUCUUUCCAAGCACCCCCACCACCACCACCUAAUCGGCCAGGACCAUCUUCCAAUCAUUCCAGCUCUGCUACAGAUGUUGACAUUCCAAAGCUCCCUCAACGAAAUUUGUCUCUCCACAGCACCCCUUCAACAUCACCAGGACCAAUUCGCAGUGGUCCUCUUCCUCCCAGUGAAAGACCUCCGCCUCCUGUGAGGGACCCACCCAGCAGAUCAGGACCUCUUCCUCCACCACCUCCAGUUGGUAGAAAUGGUAGUAGUCAGAAAGCACCACCUGUCCCACAGCCUCCGAGCAGAAUGGGUUUAGACACCAGGAGUGGCUUCAGACCCCCCCUUCCUCCUGACCGAGGAAGUCCUGUACCCCCACCAAUGUCACUGAGAAAUGGCUUCCAGGAGUCCUCACAAGCAAUGUGUGAAGAUGAGUGGGAAGGCAGAUUUUCUUUCCAUUCCAUCUCUGAUUUUCCACCACCAGAACCAUAUGUAAACUUCCCAAAAACUUAUCCUAGUAAACAGAACAAGGCAGAGAACAGAGAUUCAGGUCGGAGAGAGCGAGGAGCUCCACCCCUUCCACCAAUCCCACCUAUACCAAGGUGAAAACAGAUCUGGGUAUUGAAAACUCACAAAACGUCAUUCUACUCUUAGACCACCUUGCAUGCUUUAACUGCAGACUUGCUACAGGGAUGUUGAAUUUGCCUUUCAGCUCCAGUCAUUUUCAGCUGUAGAAAUGCUGGCUGUCUGGCAUUUGUUUAUCUGAUGCUUACAGCAUCUGGAAAUUUAAAAAAAAAUUCUCUUUUGCAUCUUUUGACUGCUUUAAUGUAAUACAUGCUAACUUGUUUACAAUACUAUGGACAUGAAAAAAAUGUACUUCGCAAGAAUAUUUCUUUAAUCUAUUUUAUACAGUCGCAAUAUCAGCUGGGUGCUCAAUGUAUAAUUGAUGUCU
Messenger RNA from Hemiscyllium ocellatum (epaulette shark), 2260 nucleotides. Its product is annotated as WAS/WASL-interacting protein family member 1-like. The transcript is spliced from 8 exons. Lineage: Eukaryota; Metazoa; Chordata; Chondrichthyes; Orectolobiformes; Hemiscylliidae. The record is from RefSeq and is a predicted model, not a curated record. Gene Ontology annotation, molecular function: actin binding. The coding region runs from base 364 to 1914 and encodes 516 amino acids.